AUGGAUUCAGAGGAAGAGAAAACGGGAGAGAUUCACGGAACAUCACAAUCUUCCUCGCUGAUACAGGGCAUUGUUGAGCAAGCUGCCAUAGAUGAACAAGAUGAGAACAGGGGAGAAAUCCAGCAGAGAGCAACACAUGAAGAAGAAGAAGAAGAAGAGUACAGAUCUCAACCAGACCCGAUUCCACUCGAUCUAAUCGUGGAGAUACUCUCAAGACUUCCUGCGAAAUCGAUUGUGAGGUUUCUCUGCGUAUCAAAACUCUGGUCUUCCUUCACUACGCUUCCAAGUUUUAUCAGCUCAUUCGCGAGUCGGCCACGUCGUCUUCUGCUCACCUUCUUCAAAAAGAAAAGGCGAUUCGUUUUCUCGUUCCCUCAAUACGAGAAUACUGACGAGUCUUAUUCUCCGGUCUACAGUUAUGAGUUGCAAAAUACAAACACUUGGAGACGGCCGAAAUGUUAUUAUCCAUCAGCAUCCGUCCAGGGCUUUAUUCUCUUCAAAAGAAACGUGAUUUGGAACCCAACCACGGGACAGGUUUUACACUUGCCAAAGCCCACAAGAAAACUCAAGAGACGGGGACAGUCUGUUUUAGGAUACGAUCCAUUGGAUGGUAAAUACAAAGUCCUGGUCGUAAAUUUACAACAGCAUGGGAUUCUUACAUUGGGAGCUCAAGAAUCAUGGAGAUUCAUACCCAAAGGUUCCCAUAUACAUUUUUGUAAUAGAUGUUAUGGUUGCAUUGAUGGAGUUAUCUAUUAUAGAGCCUUUUUAGGUGUUGGUGGUGAAUGCUGUAUAAUGAGCUUUCAUGUCGGAUCUGAAAAGUUCAAUCCUAUAAGAUAUCCAGAGGGUUAUUCAUCUUCAGGUUUUCAUAUGAUAGUACCUUAUGGGGAGGGAAAGUUAGCCUUAGUUGAUACUACAUAUUUUUUCCUUAAUAAAUCUGUUAGGCUAUGGGUUUUGGAAGAUGCAGAUGGACACGAAUGGACGUAUACAAGCUUUACCUUACCUCUAGCUACGAGAAGAUGGAGGGGUAGUAAUAACCUAUUAUUAAAGGGUGUUAGCGAUGCUGGUGAGCUUGUUUUUACACCAAUGGUUUUGACAGCCUCGUUUUAUGUUUUAUAUUUCGAUCCAAGGAGAAACACUAUUAAAGAAGCCUUGUUUCAAGGAAUUUUUGGUGAUGUAUUGGGAUGCCGUUAUGGACUUGGUGACGACAACGGUAAGUACAGCAAUACUGUCAACUUGGAUGUGUUCCCAAAUCACAUGGAGAACUUCAUGUCUUUGUAG
Molecule: messenger RNA, 1275 nt
Organism: Camelina sativa (false flax)
Lineage: Eukaryota; Viridiplantae; Streptophyta; Magnoliopsida; Brassicales; Brassicaceae
Product: putative F-box protein At1g50870
Molecular function (GO): protein binding
Source: RefSeq, a predicted model, not a curated record